AGACUCGGGUAAAAGCAGUGGAGUAAAAAGUAGCACAUUCUCUUCGACCACUCUCGGUGCCAGUAAGCAAUCGGAACGAUGGCAACGCAGUACGUGCUGUUUGCGGUGUUGCUGGUGCCGCUGUGUGUGCUGAUCGGGGGCGCGUACGGUGGUUCCUGCCGGGAGGCCACCCUCUGCUGCAAUGGGCGCGAUUCGUCGUGCGUGGUACAGAAGGCACCGCUGAACGCGAUCAUCGAGGACCUGAACGAUAAGCCGUGCUACUGCGAUCACGCCUGCCUGAAGCUGGGCGACUGCUGCGAGGACUUCAAAUCGCACUGCGGAGUGAUCGACUGCAUCGUCAGUGAAUGGGGCCAAUGGAGCGAAUGUGACACGGCCUGUGGCAACGGUAUGAUGUCGCGCACUCGCAUCAUUGAGCAGAAACCACAAAAUGGUGGCAAACACUGUCCGUCCCUGGUGCAGAAACGUGGCUGCCAGGGCCUGAAAUGUCACAACCAUCACGACCGGAAGGCGCUACGAGAGACUGCACUGCUGCUACCGGCCGCCCUGUCCAAGAGCCGCCACGAGAACGAUACCAGCGACAUUCGGCGAAACCUACGAUUGCGCUACAAGAACGCAUUCAAGCACAACCGAGGAAAUGAGUACUGCGUGGAGUUUGAGGUAAUCAAAGCGACGAAGGCAUGUCACAAGGACAACACCUACCGUGGAUUGGCCGAGGGUGAGCGGGUGAUCGUACGCUGCGACCUGGAAGCGCUGCACGAAGACAAGACGGUCGAUACGCUGUCGAGCAACUCGGUGCAGGACGACGAGGAACCGGAAACGCCCAAGUAUCGCUGCCGGGGUGAUGGAUUGACGGGGCGCAACACACGCUUCACGACGCUCGCCAUGCCGGCCUGCCGGGGCAAGUGGAUGCGCCUUACCGUGGGCCAACCGAAAAAGUGUCCCUCCAGCGACGCUCAGUUCAUUUUCGUCUAAGUGUGCGUUUUAUACUCCAGGUACUCCUCUCUCAUCCUCUCUCUAUCUCUAUUUCACCUGUUUUUCCUAAUACCGUCUUCCCCGGGGAAUUGGACUGGGUUGGAAGACCCAUCACAGUUCGAACGCUCUCGGACAACCCGCUUGUUCUUGCGGGAUAUUGGCACACCCGGCAUGUCACCCGGCGUCAGUGGAACGCCCUACCGUUCUAAGCUUAUCGGCCACUCGACACACUCUUCGAAAUACUACCACUUCAAGCACCACUCUUCGUGGGGUGGCUUCGUUUAUUUACCCCGAUCGGUCCCUUGAGCCUUACCUUUUCCCCUUUGCCCUCGAAUGCAGGAGUAUAAACACAAAAUGCCCAACGUAAAUUGGAAGGCGGUGCGUAUAGGCGUAGAUACUAACACGAUUAAGUAAAUUGUACUUCUCUACCAAUACACACACAUACAGAGACACUCACAACCCCUCACGCAGUACCAGGGGAGCAGACAACACAUUUUAAGGUUAAAAUUUAAUAACAAGGAAAGGGACAACCCAAAAAGAAACACGCACACACAGAUUCGCAAUGCAUUACUUACAGUGUAAAAGAUCGCUAGAAAAGGUGUUCUUUUAAGGAAAUAAAAGAAAGAAUAAAUAAACCGUCUGUGAGGAUUAGUCUAAAAAAAAAAGGAAGAAGAAAUAAAAACGAAAUAGACAGAGCCAGUCAGCCGAUGACGUUGUGAAGCAAAAGCGGCGUAAAUAUUCGUUUGCAUCGCAUCGUACGCUGCACCCUAUCUGUUCGUUUAUUCUUCUUUUUGUUUAAUAGUUUCGUUAAUUCCGUUUUUUUUUUUGUUUAAUUCGACCUUUCUUUCAAUUUAAUUACUAUCAGAACACUUGUAAGAAACCGAAGGCGCAGCAUCAUGGUAAUGAUUCCCUUAUCGAAGCAAAAACAAGAAAAAAAAACAAAAUGAACAUCUACUUAACUGUAAAUAGUAUUUUAUUAGACUAUUUUUAUAUGCCAUUAAGCCGGUUAAAUAAGAAACUGAAGUAUUUAUUAAAAAUAGGAGAAAAAAAACA
Molecule: messenger RNA, 2025 nt
Organism: Anopheles moucheti
Lineage: Eukaryota; Metazoa; Arthropoda; Insecta; Diptera; Culicidae
Gene: vex
Product: somatomedin-B and thrombospondin type-1 domain-containing protein
Exons: 4
Coding region: 79-972 (297 amino acids)
Source: RefSeq, a predicted model, not a curated record